AUGAAAGAAGUAUCGUUAGAAAACGAACUAGAACUUAUCUAUGAGUACACACUGUCAGUGGAGCUUUUAAUAAAAAAGCUCAGUGAUUAUAUCAAGAGGAAACACACACAGAAAAAAAUAAUCCAAAGGAGGGACCUCUUCAACAAAUUUAUCCUCAAGUACCUAAAUAAAAAUGUCCCAUCGAAGUUAUCUCAUCAUAUCCGAUAUUCCAAGAAUAACAAAUUUUAUGAGCAGAUUUUUCUGUGCGCCUUUUACCAUGUCAUUGUAAAGUUGGUGCUGCGCGACCAGCUGUUCGGUCUGCAGAAGAGAGAAGGACAAAGCGCCCAUGAAGGGUCCAACGAAAGUGAUAAUUGCAGGUUGAACGGAGGGCAGCCUAAAUGUACAGAAAAGGCAACUGUAUAUGUAACCACGAAUGAAGGGAUUGGAAGGAAAGAGGAAGUGUCCAGCAAAGCGCUUGAAUACAUAAUGAGGGAGAAUCUGCCAUGUCACAAGUUAAGUGAUGGACUUUUAAUUCUCCAUUCGACGUAUGAGGAAAUAUGCGACGUCAUUUAUGCCUUUAGCGUUAUAUGCUAUGCAUACGAGUUUCACUCGUUUUUUAGGAUAAAGAAUGUAAGGAUUGCAAAAAGUGACAAGUGCGCAAUUGGCUUUUUCAGCUGGAUUUACGGCAUCAAGUCGUCUGUUUUGAGGAUUUUGAAGCGGGGACAGGUGCGCACAAGUGGGAGAAGUGGGAAAAGCGGCAGAAGUCGGAGAAGCCAGAGCAGCGAGCGAAGUGGGAGCACUGGAAGAAGUGGUAGGAGUGGCCAAAGUGACAGAAGUGAUGAGAACCAUUCGGCGAAGACGCAGAGCCCCGAUAUAGCCCCGAACAACGCGUCGAACUGUGCGAAUGGCCAGGAGAACGAGUUCGACAGUGGAAACAGCAGCAACGCGGAUUUUAUGACAACCAGGGUGGUUCGAGGCAACAAAUUUGUAGAGAUGUGUGUAGAGGAAAACCAUCCAGAUGAGAAUUCCGCCCACUUGGGUAGCAGCACCAUGGAAAUAGAAAACCCAAUUGUUUCUGAAGAAUUUUUUAAUUUCAUGUUAAACAGGGGAAAACAUAUCGAGAGAAUCUUCUUCCCCCAUCCAGACGAGGUGCAAAGUUACUGUGCCGAUAUAAAUGGCGAAGCAGUCUCAAGUAACUGUUUAGGAAGAGGCACCAACACAGGGGGGAAAUAUAACCAAAAUGAUAAAAGAAGGAAUUAUCCAAAUGGUACUUCCCAUGGGGAUAGGAGUAUAAUGUCAGAUGAUAUAAACAACGGAGUUGGAGCUUCUGUGGAUGAACCUCACGGGGGAAAUGCUGACGUAGGAAGGUAUGCUCAAUUCAGAAGUGAUACCAAAAGGGUGUUGGGUUAUGUCGGUGGAUGUGGGUGGAAGAUAAAAAAUUACAACGAAGUGAAGUCCCAUUUUGAACAACUAUACAGUAGGAUGAAGAAUGUGAAGACAUCCAAGUUUUACAUACCCCUCUGCCUGUACGUCAAUUACACAUUUGAUUUUUAUCACUUGAGCACAAAAAGGAAAAUUUGGAAAAUCAUCAAUUUUAGUUUAAGUUUUGAUGAAGGAGCGUAUGACUCUACCAAGCUUGACAGAAAUUGCAAUGCAAAUCAUGUGAACAGUUUUUUUUCAAACUGGAAUAGACAGCCCCAGGAGGAUGUGAACAAAAGAAGCUGCGUUUCGUUUUAUAUGGGAGGCCUCGUUGAAUUCAUUAACAAAAAUAACAAUUUGGAAAGAAGACACAUAAUGGCUGCGCUGAGGAAAUUUAUCGACUGCGAAAUACUUGAUGGAAAUAAUUCACCUUCCCUGGAGAUCAGCGAAGACGAAGAAAAAAAAAAUAAAAGUGAUGCAGCAGAAUGUGAUGAAUACCAUAAGAUAUUUUACACGCCCAUUGGAGUGUUUGGACAGGAGGGAGACCUUGCGAGGAGGGAACCCGACUGUAAGAACAACACGCACAGUGUGUCGCUCGCUGAGCAUUUUAGUUAUGGCCAUGUAAGUGCAGAAAUGGAGCAAGUCCAACCCUAUAGAGGGGAAAAUAUCUCCCCAUGGAACGCCACAACAAUGGAUGAUGGGCAAAAAAAAGGCGAGAGGGGAAGAAAAAAAGAUGAACAGAUUGAUCCAUUUCAACGACGAAGGAACUCAAAUUAUGUCAUUAUAGGGAUAAACGAAUUCGUUAGCGACCAUCUUUAUAUGUUCAUUUCGUAUGUCUGCUUAAACGUAACAAAAAUUGCUAUCUUCCUAAUCGAGAGAUACCGCAUGACCAUACCGAACAGGUACUUAGAUCUGAGCUGCUACCUAUUUAUAUGCCAAGCGAAUAAACUCAAUUCAAACAUUUUACAUUUCAUAAACAAGUACAACAUUGAGCGUUAUCUUUUUCGAAAUGAUGUUUCGAAUAAGGACUUGAAGGAAAAUUAUUUUAUUUACAAAAAGAUCGAGUGCAGUGAAAUGGGGAGAAAGCACAACGAUCUGUACUUGAAAUUUUUGGAAGACAUUGAAACUCAGAAUUAUGUGAAUGGCUCUGGAAAGAACAAGAGGGGAGGUUCGGGACUUUGCUCUGGAAAUGCCAACAGUAACACGGGGAGAAAUAAUUACUCGUUGCGCGUCCGCUUGAGAGAAGGGAGCCGCAGAGGGAAGAAUCUUGGGGGGAAUUUUGACACAGGGUACACUUAUGAUAGUGGUAAUGGGGGCAGUAACACAGGCAUCACAAGCAGUAGUAACAAUGGUAGCAAUAGUGGAAGCCGUGGAGGAAGUCGGGGGGGAAGUCACAGUGGAAGUCCCAGUGACAGCAACAGAAGUAGAAGCAAAAGUAGAAGCAGCAAAUUGUACUCCACACCGAACACUUAUUACAGCGAUAGCCAAAACCAACAUAUUAAUUACCCCCCGUCGGCUAAAAAGGAAAACGUGCAAGGUGGUCAGAAAAAUGAUUUGGUGACACCAGCAAAUCACAAUAAGCAGUCAAGCGAAGGGAAGAAUUGUCCCAGCAGCAAUUCCAGUUUGAAGCACGGACAGCAAAGUAGUACAACUGCUGCUGUGGAAAGGAGCGAAGAGGGGGGAAUGGGACUACCAACAAGUAGUCACUGCGCUAUGAGCAGCCCGAAUGAUGAAAUGUCUUCCGAUGUGGCAACUGCCUUUUUGUUGCCAUCUAUUGGGGAAAGCGCAAAAGGGGGUUCUGGACAGAUCGGGGGGUUUCGCUGUGGAGAUGUCUUCUGCGUGGGUGGAAGUAACUGGAGUAGAGGUACCAGCAAUGAGCUUCCCCUCUAUGCGGGUGCAACCCAACAAGGCGACCAAACGGAAAAAAAAAUAAUCGAAGAGGUGGAUCAUCCCACGAACUUCAACCAUAUUAGUAGCAGCAAAUAUUACACGGAUAUUACGUACAACAAUUGCGAAGGUCAACAAUACUACUGCACGCUUCGCAACAACAACGUGUGCAAGAGGGAGGAUACGCACAAUAGGGUGAAAAUGUGUUAUUCGGAGGGAUGUACGCAGGAGAAUCGACCGGAGCGAUCGGAGCUGGCGGAGCAGUCAAAUUGGCAGGACAAGAAUGGCGAUGCUUUUGCGAAUGAAGUGCUUAACGUAGCAGAAAAUUGGCACCACAGCAGUGGUGGGGGAAACAAAGAAAGGACUGUUAGGCGUUCCCGGAGUGACUUCCCCCAGGUUAACAACUCCCCGAGUGGCUUUCCCCUGGUAAGCGUCUCUCCGAGUAGCUCACCACUAAACCCCGCUUAUGUUAUAAGCAUAAACUUUCUAAACCGUGAGGCGUAUCCGCUCAAGCUAAAGGUGCCGUACAGCCUGCACCUGAAUGACAUCCUAAAGGGCGACGCCAGCAUUUCACACUUGGUGGACAGUUGCAAGGGAAACAAAACGCUGGAGCUAGAACUGAUCAAGCAACAACUGAAAAACGGAAACGUAAAGUUCGCAAUCAAGUUACUGAAGGCGUUCAAUUACGAGUUGCUACAAUUUCCAAACCUAUUCUACUACCUAAAUUAUAAAUCUUACAAUUAUCUUGUGAGCACCUUCGACAAAAGGUACAUAAUUUACUACCUAUAUGACAACCCUAAGUAUUUGAAGAUGUAUUUUAAUGCUUUAUUGAAGAAGAAGAAUUUGGAGGCGUGUCUCUUGGCUGUGUACUUUUUGUACCCCCUGUACAUUUCCUCCGAGGACGUAGACUUUCGGAUGUUUUAUUUUCUGUUUUUCAAGCCGAGGAAGAUGAAGAACACUAAUCACAACAGCAGCAUUGUGAAUAAUGAGCCGUACCUGCGGCAGUACGAAAAUGACUACAGAGAUAGAGACACGGGAAAGAACAGCCGUAGUGGUUUUGCCAACGGCGAUGGAAUGGCCUUCGGAAAUGGGGCCGAAAUUGCUGCUGGCAGUGGAGUUGGGAGGGCCGCCCCUCAUGUUGCAUUUACCAACCCGUUGUGCAAUCAGAACUACAACACUGUAUACUCCUUUCUCAAGAACGAAUGCGUAAUUAUUAAUGAUCUCCAUUUUUGUUUCAAAAAUGAGGAAGUCAUGCCGUUCGACAGCGUCACGAGGAAGGUGUACAAAUUGACAGACCUGUGUAAAUAUUUCGAUGUAUUUGAAAAGCUAAAAAAGAUUAACACGGAAAUUAUUAGGAAUUCGUUUGAUUAUCUAAUUAAGAGGAACGGAAAGUGCUCGUGUCCCAAGAAUUUCAUUUGCAUAAAAGACUUAGGGUCAUCUUUGAAAUCAGUAAAAAUUUUAGAAACCUUCGAAGAUUUCUUUACGAUUUAUGAACACAUAAAGAAAAAGGAGAGAGUCAUAUUUAUCGACGCGGAAUGGAAGUGCGCUGUAUUUCGUGAAAGUCCGAUCGUUUCCAUUUUUCAAGUUGCCCUAAAGGAUAGUCCCGUGUCCUACAUAAUUGACUUGAAAAAAAUUGCUGUAGAGAAUUACGAAAUUAAUUACUACAUUUCGGACCUCUUUCGGGAUCAAAAUAUUAUCAAAGUUGGAGUGGCCUUUUUAAACAACGACAUGUUGCAUUUUAGAAAGUACUACGACAUUUCUGCCAUGUUGAAAUGGGAAAAGUAUCACAGCAUAUUGGUGGACAGCAUUGAUAAUGGAGAAGUACCCAUGGGAGAAGAACAUACCAACUUUUGGGCCUCAUAUCAGCUCCCUUUGGGAAAGGAACAAAUCAUUGCCAACAGCACCAGUGAUUGGGAUGUGUUGCUAAAGCGGGCCAUGAAGAGCGUCUACGAGAGUGGUGAGCACAAUGGAAGCGCAAAUGAUGGUGGGAUCUAUCAGAACGAAGGGAAGCAGGGCCAACACAUCAGCAGGAGUGAUACACAUUCUGCAGAUAAACGAAGGAAAGAACAAGGAGGAAAAGAAAACUCCAGUCUCAGUGACGACAUAAGUUAUAAGAAUAUUUUUCCUGUUAAUUAUUUUGUGAAAUACAAAAAGAACGAAGCAUUGUUAGAUAAGCUUUUGAACUCAAAGUGCAGUGGCUGUGGAAAGGUUGGGAUUUAUAGUUGCAUACACAAGUAUUACGACUUGGAGUGUAUUUACCUGAAAUAUUAUGAGCAGCUGAAGGGGUACUUUCCCCAACUACGAAAAAACAUGAGUUAUUCUGUCAAAAUAUUCGGGAAAGCUUUAUGUCCGGACAAGGAGGUUAACAAGGAGUGCCAGAUCAUGAACUGGAACUUCAGGCCCCUCUCCUCCAUCAGUGUAGAGUAUGCCAUACUGGACGUUCUUAUUUUGAAGAACUUUUUUAAUUUAAUUCAGUCCAAGUUGUCAUUUAGAAUCGAGAAGGCCCUCUAA
Plasmodium inui San Antonio 1 is the source of this 5796-nucleotide messenger RNA. RefSeq lists its product as hypothetical. Bases 1 to 5796 code for a protein of 1931 amino acids. NCBI's taxonomy places the organism in Eukaryota, Apicomplexa, Aconoidasida, Haemosporida, Plasmodiidae. The transcript has a single exon. Gene Ontology annotation, molecular function: nucleic acid binding. The record is from RefSeq and is a predicted model, not a curated record.